Dendrobium catenatum is the source of this 1138-nucleotide messenger RNA. RefSeq names its product transcription factor PCF2. Lineage: Eukaryota; Viridiplantae; Streptophyta; Magnoliopsida; Asparagales; Orchidaceae. The record is from RefSeq and is a predicted model, not a curated record. Bases 108 to 986 code for a protein of 292 amino acids. The transcript has a single exon. Gene Ontology annotation, cellular component: nucleus. Gene Ontology annotation, molecular function: DNA-binding transcription factor activity; sequence-specific DNA binding.
GGUGAUUUCCUCGCUCGCUCUCUGCCCCACAGGGCCCCAUUUUUUUAUAUGAGAUAAGUGGAAAGGCGAGCUUUUUAGCAGCGCCGAGCAGAGCGCUCGCUCUUGCGAUGGAUUUCCAGGCCAAGAGCAAGGAAGAUGCCGACGCGUGGAUCGGCGAAGCCGGAGAGAAUGGUAGCGCCGGCCAAAUUGCAGCUCUUUCUGCCGUUUCCCCUAAUCGAAACCGGCUAAUAAUGCCGAAGCCGGAGCCCAUAGAGACCAUUGGUGCCCUUCCGAUCAUCCCGCGCGCGCUUGGCCGGACCAAAGACCGGCACACCAAGGUGGAAGGAAGGGGAAGAAGGAUCCGUAUGCCCGCGGCCUGCGCCGCUAGGAUCUUCCAGCUCACCCGCGAACUCGGCCACAAAUCCGACGGCGAUACAAUCCGGUGGCUCUUGCAGCACGCCGAGCCGGCCAUCAUCGCCGCUACAGGAACAGGAACCGUCCCCGCCAUCGCAACCAAUGUCAACGGAACCCUCAAAAUCCCCACCCAAGCCUCCAACCCGGCCCCAUCCCUAUCUUCCGCCGCCGACGCUACGAAAAAGAGGAGAAAGCUGCAGCCUACGCGGGCCACGGCUGGAGGCGGUGUUAUUGGGUACUUCCAGGGACCCGACCCUCUUCUCCCGCCAGGUGGAGCAAUAUCGAUUUCGGCAAGCCUUGCGCCAGUCGCCGCCCCAAGGAUGGUGCCUAUGUGGACCGUCGGCGGCAGCGCCGCCGCGAUUUCCCCAGGUGCGGUGUGGAUGUUUCCUUCGUCAGCGGCGCCUUCAAGCCAGGGACAUAUAUGGACUUUUCCGAUGGGGUCACAGGUUGUUAAUUUUGCAGCCGCGAGGCCUGUCUUCUCCGCCGCCGGCGCAGCCAGCGGAAAGCAGGAGCUGCAGUUGAUGAAGGAAUCUGCAGCAGAUGUUGAGCAGAGCGGAGAAGAACCAGAUGAAACGGUAAAAGAAGCGGCUUAGAAGCUCCAUCGGAAAUUUGGCUGUUUUUUUAAUAGUUUGAAGUAUCUUAAAAUCCUGUAUCCUCUAAUCCUUUCUCAUCCUCUCUUAAUUGUUCAUCCUAAUUUGAGUUAGAAUUUAAUUAAAAUCUUCUAAAUUAGCGGUCAGCUGAAGAA